Salvia miltiorrhiza (redroot sage) is the source of this 1245-nucleotide messenger RNA. RefSeq names its product probable complex I intermediate-associated protein 30. Gene Ontology annotation, biological process: mitochondrial electron transport, NADH to ubiquinone; mitochondrial respiratory chain complex I assembly. The coding region runs from base 267 to 953 and encodes 228 amino acids. The record is from RefSeq and is a predicted model, not a curated record. The transcript is spliced from 8 exons. Gene Ontology annotation, cellular component: mitochondrion. Lineage: Eukaryota; Viridiplantae; Streptophyta; Magnoliopsida; Lamiales; Lamiaceae.
UGUACAAACCCAAUAGUGUUAGGUUCAUAUUCUAAACAAGGCUCAAUACUUAAAAUUUUCCAACUAUUGGGCCGAAAAUCGUGUUAAGUUAUCAUCAAAGGCGCUACGCUUCUCUCAUCUGCGCGCGGCGUCGUUUCGUCGAUCCUUCCCACCUCUUCAAUUCCUCAGUUCAGCUAGUACUGCACUUGAAAUCUAUGAAGAAAUCAUCAAAAUUUCUUGUUGGCUUCGAAUUCGAUUACAGCGAUUCGCGUAAAACAAUUGAGUAGAUGUCGAGGUUUCGUGGAUUGUGGCAAGCUUCGAUUAAUGCAACUAAAAGAGCUCUUUUGUGGAAGCCUGAAGACUUGCUUCCUCCAAGCGAACGAUACAUUUUUAAGUUUGACACGAAAGAGGAACUGAAGCGAUGGCAUUUGUAUGCAGAUUCUGAAUUUAAUGGUUUGUCAUCAGCGUCGCUGCAAAUACAAGAGUCUACCAAUGGAUCAAGUGGUACUGGUGUAUUCACUGGAAACCUUUCUUUGGAUGUCGCUGAAGGUACUAAAUGGAAUAUAACUAGAAGUGGAUUCUGCGGAAUGAGAUCUAAGAAGUUUGAUGGCUUCAUUGAUCUGGAUGGGUACGACACAUUGGCUCUGAAACUUAAAGGGGAUGGGCGAUGCUACAUAUCUACUAUUUAUACGGAGAAUUGGGUGAAUUCUCCCGGACAACAAGAAGAUAACUCGUGGCAGGCAUUUGUUUAUGUGCCUAAGGACAACUGGUACAUUGCCAAGAUCCCCCUCGCUCGAUAUCUACCAACAUGGCGAGGCAACGUGAUAGACGCAGAGCUCGAGAUGAACCCGGCUCGUGUCGUUGGCAUGUCCCUCUCGUUGAAUGCAGAAGGCGGGAUCCCAGGCGCCGUCUCUGGUCCAGGUGAUUUUCGAGUUGAAAUUGAGUGGAUUAAAGCUCUUAGAACGUUGAGUUAGUCACAAUUCAAAUUUGAUCGAGAUCUUUAACUACGUGUGUGAUGAUGACGUCAUUAUGUUUACCGGGUGAUUUUCGAGUUGAAAUAGACUGGAUUAAAGCUCUUACAACGUUGAGUUAGUCGCAUUGUUUGGUUAGACCUAAAUUCAAAUUUUGUUCGAGAUCUCUACUUUCGUGUAUAAUGAUGAUGUCAUUUACGUCUACGUCGUUGGACUAAAAACACAUACUACUUACUAUGUAUGAAGAAAUCUCAAUAAUAUCUUGCCACUGUCAAAUUUGAGUGGUUUCAAAUUA